AUACCAUAGUGUUGGCAUGGCAGAUGACAAUGAAGAGUUGCAAGCAGACGAGGAUCUCCCCAUACCAGAGGAGGAGACGUUUGACCAGCUGGAGAACAGCAGCCCUGCCGAACGCAGCGGCCAUGUGGCAGUCACCGAUGGUCAAUGCAUGUUCGUGUGGGGUGGAUAUAAGAAUGCCCAGGUGAGGGGCUUUUAUGACUUCUACCUGCCUAGAGAUGAGAUCUGGAUCUACAAUAUGGAAACUGGAAGAUGGACAAAGCACAGGACAGCGGGAGACGUGCCCCCUUCCAUGUCGGGCAGUUGUGCCGUCUGUGUGGACAGGGUCCUGUACCUGUUUGGAGGGCAUCAUGCGCGAGGCAACACAAAUAAGUUCUACAUGCUGAAUUCCAGAACAAACGAUAAAGUCCUACAGUGGGUCCGGGUGGAAUGCGAGGGGGUUCCUCCGUCCUCAAAAGACAAGCUUGGUGUUUGGGUGUAUAAAAACAAGCUGAUAUUCUUCGGUGGCUAUGGGUACUACCCCGAAGGAGAGCAAAUUGGAACGUUUGAGUUUGAUGAAACCUCUUUUUGGAACUCAGGUCUUCCUCGAGGAUGGAACGACCACGUCCAUAUGCUGGACACAGAGACUUUUAUGUGGAGCCAGCCUGUGACGACGGGUAAAUCGCCCUCUCCCCGAGCUGCCCAUGCCUGUGCCACAGUUGGGAACCGAGGCUACGUCUUUGGGGGCAGAUAUCGAGACUCUCGAAUGAACGACCUCUACUGUCUCAACCUGGAUACAUGGGAGUGGCAUGAAAUAACCACGCAAGGGGUAUCCCCCGUUGGCCGCUCCUGGCACUCUUUAACGCCAGUCUCGUCUGACCACCUCUUUCUCUUUGGCGGGUUCACCACUGACAAGCAGCCGCUGAGUGACGCCUGGAUUUAUUGCAUCAGUAAAAAUGAGUGGAUACAAUUUGAGCACAAUUACAUAGAGAAGCCCCGGCUUUGGCAUACAGCCUGUGCCAGUGAAGAGGGGGAGGUGAUUGUCUUUGGCGGCUGCGCUAACAAUUUACUUGCCCAUCACAAAGCAGCACAUAGUAAUGAGAUCCUUGUGUUUUCUCUGCAACCAAAAUCUCUUGUAAGACUCUGCCUGGAGGCCAUCCUGUGCUUCAAGGAGGUCCUGGCAAGCUCCUGGCACUGCCUGCCCAAGCACCUGCUGCAGAGCCUCAACCAGCGCUUCGGCAGCAACAACACCUCCGGCUCCUAGGAAGCCCCGGUGGAGCCCUCGGCUGCUGCCCCCACCCACC
Euleptes europaea (tarantolino) is the source of this 1280-nucleotide messenger RNA. It is a transcript of the gene KLHDC2, whose product is annotated as kelch domain containing 2. Gene Ontology annotation, molecular function: protein binding. The record is from RefSeq and is a predicted model, not a curated record. Lineage: Eukaryota; Metazoa; Chordata; Lepidosauria; Squamata; Sphaerodactylidae. The coding region runs from base 17 to 1240 and encodes 407 amino acids. The transcript has 13 exons.